Pestalotiopsis fici W106-1 is the source of this 1590-nucleotide messenger RNA. RefSeq lists its product as uncharacterized. Lineage: Eukaryota; Fungi; Ascomycota; Sordariomycetes; Amphisphaeriales; Sporocadaceae. Gene Ontology annotation, biological process: carbohydrate transport; transmembrane transport. Gene Ontology annotation, molecular function: carbohydrate:proton symporter activity. Bases 1 to 1590 code for a protein of 529 amino acids. The transcript has 7 exons. The record is from RefSeq and is a predicted model, not a curated record. Gene Ontology annotation, cellular component: membrane.
AUGGGGUCCAUCAAUCAAAGCAACGGCAAAUCCAGGUGGUUCGGAUUUCGAGGUGGAUGGCUUACGUUUUGGAUUACGGUUGCAUGCGCCACUGAUAUGGCAUUGUUCGGCUACGAUCAAGGUGUAUUCUCCGGCGUCGUCAUUACGCAAGACUACUUGGACGUGCACGAUUUGAACGGGAGUGAGAAAACCAACUUGUUGUCCAUUGUCACAUCCAUAUACGCUGUGGGAUGCUUUCUUGGAGCCGUGGUUGCCUUUACCAUUGGCGAGAGGUUCGGCAGGAAGAAGACCAUCAUGAUCGGAUCUUGUAUCAUGGCGGUUGGCGCUGCGCUCCAAACCUCGUCCUUUAGUGUACCUCACAUGAUGGUGGGGAGGAUCAUAUCCGGUAUCGGCAACGGGAUCAACACGGCGACAGCCCCGGUAUGGCAGACAGAGACUUCGCAGACAAAGUGGCGCGGCAAACUGGUUGUGCUCGAAAUGACCAUGAAUAUUGUCGGCUUCUCCAUGGUCAACUGGAUCAACUUUGGUCUCUCUUUUGCCGGCGGCGCGAUUGCGUGGCGGCUGCCCCUCGCCCUGCAAUUCUUGUUUCUCAUUGUCCUCUUUGGCACCGUACCCUGGCUGCCCGAGUCGCCUCGGUGGUUGAUUGCUCACGGUCGCGAAGACGAGGCAAUGGUCAUCUUGGCCGACUUGGAGAACAAGACUCCUGCUGAUGCGGUUAUUAUUGCCGCCAGGAAUGAAAUCGCUUACAGUGUUCGCUAUGAGCGGGAAAAUGCCAUUCGAUGGAGAGAUCUUGCUCGAGGUCACGCAGACGGCGGCACCAAGACUGUUCGUCGACUACUGCUGGGCAUUGGCUCACAGGCCAUGCAACAAUUCGGCGGCAUCAAUAUCAUGUCGUAUUACUUGCCAACCCUUCUCAUGGAGUCGGUGCAUCUCAGCGAUACCAUGGCCCGUCUGAUCGCUGCCGUCAGCUCCGUCGUGUACUUUUUUGCCGCUCUGGCCGCCGCGCCUUUGGUGGAACGAUAUGGUAGAAGAAUCAUGAUGAUCAUCUCGACCGCCAUUCAGUUCUUUUGUUUCCUGCUCAUGACCAUCUUGCUGUACUACGCCCAGAAGGAGAACUUUCCUAGCCAGGAAAAAGUAGCGCAGGCAUCCGUCGUCUUUUUCUUCCUCUACUACAUUGGCUUUGGGCUGGGUAUGCUGGGAAUCCCUUGGCUUUACCCGACCGAGAUCAACUCGCUGCCCAUGCGGACCAAGGGGGCUGCCGCAGCCACCAUGUCGGAUUGGAUCACCAAUUUCAUCGUCGUUGAGGUCACACCAAUUGGUAUACAGAACCUGGGCUGGAAGUUUUACAUCGUCUGGACCGUCACCAAUGCGGCAUUUUUGCCAGUCCUGUACUUUUUCUACCCAGAGACUGCCGAUCGUACGCUUGAAGACCUUGAUGCCUAUUACCGCGAAAAUCCGUCGCUCAUUGUCACCCGCGACCGCAAUGCAACCUCUCGCAAGCGGCCGGGGAAGUAUGCAGAGAUGCAGCGAAGAGACAUUGUAGAGGCAGAGACGGGCAGGGAAAAGGCGAUUGUCGAACACGCAGCUUGA